This is a messenger RNA of Vicia faba (fava bean), 1302 nucleotides long. Lineage: Eukaryota; Viridiplantae; Streptophyta; Magnoliopsida; Fabales; Fabaceae. The record is from the annotation of a GenBank genome assembly.
AUGCUUCAUGCAUUGUAUUUUCAAAAAUCAAGUCAUGGAACCUGGAAAAUCAUCUACAACAACAAACACGUUGAAACUGAAACAUACAAUCUUGAAAAACAAAGAAACAAACCAAUGUUUCUCCCGGCAGCAGAAGGCCACUCACUUGCCAUUUUGUCUGCUUAUCUAUUGAACUGGUUGAGAUCAGGCACAGUAAACAAAUACAUUAGCAACACCAAUGUGUUUGAGCAUUCAGGGAAGUUUUACUCAAUUGCUGAAAGUCACAUGCCACAAGAGAUUGAUAUAUUUUCCUUGAAAACUUUGAACAAUUGGGAACUCAGUGAAGCUUGGAAUCGACCUUUUACAAGUCAUCCAAAGAAAGCUCCAACUACAGAAGAGCUAGUUAUAUUUGGUUUUGCGCCAACUAAACCUUAUGUUGUGGUUGGAAUUGUUUCUGCUGAUGGAAAGAAGUUGGUUCAUAAAGUUGAUAUCAAACUAAACAGGUGUAGUAUUUGCCAUGACAUAGGUGUUACGCAAAGGUACAAUGUGAUCAUGGAUUUUCCACUAACCAUUGAUCUUAUCAGACUUCUAAGAGGAGGACCAUUGAUGAAGUAUGAUAAGAAAGAAUACGCAAGGAUUGGUGUAAUGCCUCGCUAUGGUAAUGCCGAGUCUAUCAAAUGGUUUGAAGUGGAACCUAAUUGCACCUUUCAUAUUAUCAAUUCUUUUGAGGAUGGAGAUGAGGUUGUAGUGAGGGGAUGCAGAUCGCUUGACUCUUUAGUUCCUAAGCCUGACCCGUGUUCGAAAGAAUUUGACUGCUUAUCUCGUUCUUAUGAAUGGAGGUUGAACAUGCGAACCGGAGAGGUCAAGGAGAAAGAUCUUUGUGGUGACCAAGUUGUUUAUAUGGAUUUUCCAAUGAUCAAUGAAAACUUUGUAGGUAUUAAGCAUAGAUAUGCUUACACACAAGUAGUUGAUCACAUUGCAAGCUCUACCACUCAAGACGUGCAAAAGUAUAGAGGUUUAGCAAAGCUAUAUUUUGAAGAAGCGAAGAUAGAAAAAGAUGAAGGUAUAAAGAUGGAAUAUCAUAUGUUUGAGAAGAAUACAUAUUGCAAUGGAGCAGCCUUUGUGGCUAGAGAUGGAGGUGUUGAAGAAGAUGAUGGUUGGAUCAUUACUUUUGUUCACAAUGAAGAUACUAACAAAUCUCAAGUUCAUAUAAUUGAUACAAAGAAUUUCUGUGCUCAGACAGUUGUCAAAAUUGAAUUGCCUUGUAGAGUUCCAUAUGGAUUUCAUGGAGCUUUCAUGCCAAUCUCAUUCCAAGAUCACUAG